AUGUUAAGAAACGUCAGCAGAAUCAACAAGAAUGUCGCUAGGGCUGCAUCCAAUAGGAAAGCUGUGAUUUGUCAGCCAGUGAUGAGGUCAUACUCAUCUCAAGGUGGUGAAAGUGGCGGUGGCAGUGGCAGAGGAGCAAUCUUUGCGGGUGGUGCUUUACUUACAGGAUUAGGACUGUAUUUCUUUAAUAAUCUCAACAACUACGAGGGUACUCGUAAUCAGGCAGUGGCUAAGAUUGAGGAGAAGUUGCCUGUUGAUUCUGGCUCAAGGGAUUACCAAAAGGUUUAUAACGCUAUUGUUGAUGUUCUGGAGAAUGAAAACUAUGACGAUGGGACUUUCGCGCCGGUCCUUUUGAGAUUAGCGUGGCACGCGAGUGGAACAUUCAGUAAGCACGACAAGGCGAACCCAGGUGGAUCAAACAAGGCGACGAUGCGUUUCAAAGCUGAAGCUGAAGAUGGUGCUAACGCAGGAUUAGAAGUCGGAAGAGACCUCCUCAACAACAGAGUAAAGCCACAGUUUCCAUGGAUUUCAUAUGGCGAUCUUUGGACACUCGCUGGUGUAGUUGGACUGCAGGAGAUGGGUGGUCCAAAGGUUGCUUGGCGUCCAGGUCGUAUCGAUGGUAUAGAUGAACGUGAGGCAAUCACGAACAGAUUGCCAGAUGGAGCUAAGGAUGAAAAACACGUUCAAAACAUAUUCGAUAGAUUAGGUUUUGAUGAUGGCGAGACGGUAUGUUUAAUUGGAGCACAUGCAGUUGGUAGAACACACAGAGAUCGUAGUGGAUUUGAAGGACCAUGGACAUUCAGUCCUAUCACCUUCUCAAAUCAAUUCUACAAACUGUUGAUGGAGUCAGAGUGGAAGGAAAAAAAGUGGGAUGGACCAAAGCAAUAUGAAGAUCAAGAAACUAAGAGCUUAAUGAUGCUACCAACAGAUUAUGCACUUAGAACAAGUGAUAAGUACAGACCAUACGUAGAAAAGUACGCAGAGGAUGAGGAUGUCUUCUUCAAAGACUUUUCAAGAGCAUUUGCUAAACUUAUUGAGCUGGGUGUACCACUCAAGCAAUUUGAACACUCACCACCAGUGUUCUUCAAGACAUCAGAUGAAGUUGAAGCGGAGAAAGAUAAGUAA
Molecule: messenger RNA, 1125 nt
Organism: Wallemia ichthyophaga EXF-994
Lineage: Eukaryota; Fungi; Basidiomycota; Wallemiomycetes; Wallemiales; Wallemiaceae
Exons: 3
Coding region: 1-1125 (374 amino acids)
Biological process (GO): hydrogen peroxide catabolic process; cellular response to oxidative stress; response to reactive oxygen species
Molecular function (GO): peroxidase activity; heme binding
Source: RefSeq, a predicted model, not a curated record